GCCUGGCAGGUCGUAACCUUGCGAACGAGGAAAACGAGCUCGGGUUUUCCGUAAAAUAAGAAGCAGAACUGCUAUAAUAGCAUUCCCACACUUACACACACACACUGAUUAUCGAUUGGUUCGGGUGGCGCGGUUUUGUCCUCGGUAGCGACGGUCGCGAAGUUAGCUAAGCCGUUAAUGCCCGCGGGCCAGUUAGAACAGCUUCAGUGACCAGAAAGGAACGUUGCAGUAUCCUUCGUCCGUAACGGAAAGUGCUAUCGUGUAAGGUGUCGCAGAACCAACAUGCCAAUAUCAGCGCCCAAAAUUCCCGAAGGUCUACCCGAGCUGAUGCGCGGGCUGGCCAAGAGUGUGAUAAAAGAAAAUCCGGAAAAUCUGUACGUGCAUGCGGCCGAGUACUUUGAAAACUUGAUCCGUGAGCGCGAUGGCCAUCUCGAGCAGGGCUACCAAACGUUCAAUGCGUAUCAGGUGUACGCGGACUAUAAGGAAAAGACCCGCGACAAGCUAGGCUUGACAAAGGACCCUUCGCUUAGUGACGGUAUCGGUGGUGACGGGGACGAAAGUGGCAGCGGAGGAAGUGAAUCCAACAUACGGGGUCGUAAGCGACGUCGCGCGCGUAAGCCCUCGUCGAGGGAGAAGGAAAAUCCUGCCACGAUGGUGGGCAAUCCGUCGAUUAGCGAUGAAGGAGAACCACAGAAACUUAAAUCCGUUUCGGGGGACAGUGGGCCACCGCUAGUGCCGGUGGUGGAGCAGGAGAUUGUGAAGGUGCAUUACAAUCCACCAGAGGCGGUUCCGUCCCCGGUGCGCGUCGUAAGUGCACAAUCGGUGGAAGCAGAACAGGCCGUUUCUAGCAUUUUGGGCGAUGACCAGAUGCUGGACUCGGAUGGAACGGGCGACGAGCUGGUUGAUAAUAGGGACGAUAUAGGGACGGCCCCGAGCACUGCGGAAAUUACGGAGCAAUCGCGUGUGGCGGACGUUGCUGCAGAGCCGGGUACGGAGAUGACCUUGCAAGAUAUGGAAACGUGUUUUAUGCAUGCAAAUGUUGAUGAUUUAUUAGAAAAGCAUACGGCAGAUGCGGACGCAGUGGGUGACGCGGGAGAAGACAUACCAGAGGGACCACAGCUUCAGGUGGAACUACUCAAAGACGAAGGCGAAACUGACCAGCAGCCAGAAGUAGAGCAAGCAGUGAAGGAUAGUGAAGAUAUACCAGAGGGACCACAGCCUCGAGAGGAACCUCCGAAAGACGAAGCCGAACCAGAUCAGCAGCCAGAAGCAGAGCAAGUGGUGAAGGAUAGUGAAGAAACUCAAUUGCCGGAAGAAUCUGUGGAGACGUUGGAGACUGAAGGUGAAACUAUUCCUCCACCGACUAAUCCUGUCGAAAGUGUCGUAGAGACGGGGGUGGAUGUGAUUGAGAAGCCAGAACCUGUGGAGCAGGUUCAAGCUGAACCAACUAAAGAAACAGAAGAAAUUGUUGGCUCUAUUACUGAACAAGCAGAAGAGCAAACUUUGAAGGAUAGUGUUGAUCAAGCAAAUGCUGAAAAAGAAAAUACUACUGAAGAAACCUUUCCAGAUAGUACAGGAAAAGAUACUGCUGAUGCAAUUUCCGACACAAAAGUGGAUGAAGAAGCAAAGGAAGAGGAUCCGAUCGCUUCCUCAGCAGCUACUGAUCUUGUCGAAGAUCAAAAACCAACUGAAUCCGCCAGCAAUGAGGUGGAAACUAAAGCGGAAAAAGAAAAUUUGUCUACGGAAAAGCCAGAAGAACCACCAACGAUUUCGUCCCGAAUGGGAUUUGAAGAAGAUGAAUCUGGAGCUGCUGGAAAUGAUGAAAAUGAGAACAUUGUCACUGAAAGCGAGCCGACUAAUGACGAUGCUCAAGUGCAAGAACCAGUCAAGUCUGAUGAAUUAAAUGUGCCCGAUCAAUCGACUGAGGUUCCAACGAGUGACGAAGGCAUAAAAGAUGAUGGCGAUGUUGUCGUAGGCGAGCAGAUUGAGCCCGAAGAAGCAAAUGAUACGCCUGUUGAGAAUGAUAAGCCAGCGGAAGCGGCUCUAUCCGAGUGCACCAGUGUAGUAGCAGAUGAAACGAAAAUAGAUGAACUGGAGAAAAUAACAAAAGAAACGCAAGACGACAGUUCAAACCGAGAGUGUGAUGCUGCAGAAGUAAAAGUUGAUGAAGAUCCAAAAGAAUAUUCAGUAGAUUGUACUAUAGACGCAUCGCAACAGGAAACAGAACCAAAUGAUAUUAAUAUCACGCCUGACCCAACAGGUGAUGAUGCAAACAAGGAAAGAGUAGAGGAUUUGGUUGAAUCUAAUGAAGGUGUUCCAGUAGCAUCAGCAGCUGUAUCGGAAGACCCCACACCCGUUUCACCUGCAACAAAACCUAACGAAAUAGCGUCCGAUCCACCAGUUGAUCCUGAUGGUCCUGGCCAAGAAGCAGAGAGCGAAAAGGAAACUACAGCACCGCACAAAGGUGAAACGGAUGAUUCAAAAGACGGGGAAAAGAAUGAACAAGAGGUAAAUGAGAAUAAUGCUAAACCAGAUGAGAAUGCUUUGCUAAUGAAGGAUCCAUCUCUUGAAGAUGUAGUUCACGAUGGGGCGGAACCAAGCGGUUCAGUAGUUGAUGCUGUAGCUACGAGCGGUGAUUUAAUUACUGAAGAAAAUGCUCCAACCAUUCCAGCAGAGCCAAGCGCAGAUGAACUUGCUACGAGUCCUGAACCAGCACAGGAAGAUGCUGUUAAAGAGACUGUUAAAGAUCAGAAACAAGAGUCAGACGAAGCAAAGGUUGAAGUGGAAGAACCUAAGGCGGAGGAGAAGAGGCCGGAAGCAACCGAUGCAGGUCCCACAUUCGAAGAUGUUGUUAUUGAUGAAAUACAAAAGGUGCUUCAGGGCAGUGAUAACAGCAAAGAAGCUGUUAAAACUGAUGACGGAUCCUCUGAUACCACGCCAGACGGUAAAGAUGUAGAAAAGAACGUGAUGGAUACGGCGUCCUCGCAGGUAGAUGAAAAAGAUAACGACGGUUCAACAAUGACAAGUGCACCAGUAGAAGAGCUGAAAGAAGAACCGGAACAGAUUCCACCUUCCGCAGCGAGCGUUGAUGGAAGUUCCGAAAAGCCCGAAAAUGAAGACCCAGUGGUAACAAACCAACCGGCUAGUGUUGAGGCAAUUGAACCGAAAGACGACACCACGAUUUCUUCCCCAUUCGCCAACGAACCGCCGAAGAGAGACGAAAGCCGCGAGGAAGUAAUCGAAGAACCGUGCGUGAAGCGUGAAAUAUCACCCUCAAAGUCGGUUCGACUCGAAAGAGGUGAUAGCGCCGAGAAGCAGGUGGAAGAGCUGGAAAAGAUUAAAAAAGUGGACCUUAGUCAGCUGAGCAAGGAUUCGGCGGAAGCACUGUUUUACACGCUGAAGAAAAGUGAGCUUGAAAACCAGGAGCCGAACGAUGGUGUUGUUGCUGAGGAGCCAAGAACGACCGGUUCGGAACCUCCGAAACAAACUACCGAAGACGAUGAUCAGGACGUGGUGGUGAAGGAAGAGCCACCGUCGAGUCCGGCCGGAGAACGUACCAAACGAUCGUUUACUAAUGAUUUUUUAGAUGAAAACCCCAUCACUGAUGCUCCAACCGUGGCCUUGAUGCCAAGUGAUGGGGUUGAUCAGCCGGCCGGCCAGGAUCGAUCGUCGCUGGAAGCGGACGAGCAGCAGGAUGAGUUCAAUCCCAUGGUAAUGGUAUCUAUGCGUUCGAAACAGUUCCAGGAGCAACUGCACAGCCGAGGUGCCGGGGAGCCGUUUGACGAUGAAAUGGGGAACAUUGGUACACCCAAACGCCCCGUCAUGCGGAGAUGUAUGACCGAAAUGUCCGGACUGCAGCGGUACGACGAUGUGGCGAUGGAAGAUGAUCCUGUCGACAGCCGCCAAGACGAUCCAAGCUAUGUCGAGGAAGAGGAUCAAUUCGAUGGAUACUACAUAGGGCAUAUAAAAAACAAAAUUCUAGCCUCAUCCGUGUCGGUGGCCGAUUCCGACUGUCCCGAUGGAACGCGAUCCUCGGUAGAGUCUGUCGACGAGAACAAUGUGCGCACUGCGCUGGAAACGAUCGCUUCGACGGACACGGAGUCAACGAUUGCCUCACAGGCCACCAUUCAGCAGGCCGGGCGGCGCAGCUACCUGCGAAAGCACUCGCAGAACACAUCCUCCAACAUACCGUACGCGUCGUUCGGGAAUGCAGCUAUCGAUCAGUCGCUGGAUGAGUUUAUCGAGCGGGAGGAGCAACACAAACAGGACGAAGCGAUGGCCGAAGCGGCCACCAAGAUACAGCGAUCGUACCGAACGCACAAGAAGAGACUGCUGCGCGAUUACCACAGCACGAUGCGGACCUUCACCGAGGAUCAGUCGGCGGAAAGUGGCGAGGAGUACGCGGCUAACGUGAUCCAGAUCAAGCUGGACCAGCGACGGGCCGAGGCAGACCCAUCGGCGGUGGGUGACGCAGGCGAGGAAAGCGAUACGGCGACACCGACGGCCGGGAAACUUGGCUUAGGAGCAACCGGUAAACGGCCGAUGUACAGCUUAAACAUUGACGAGUACGACACGGUGGCACGGCGAAUGACCCUCACCCGCGGUGUGGCAAUGCAGCGAAACUCCACGCCGGACGACGACUCGGGCAAGUCGGCCAAUGCGUCCACCGAUCGCAAACCGUCGUUAAGCAGCCCGGCCGUGAAGGAUACAACACCGACGGUCAGUGGAUCGGGCGAAAGUCCUUCGUCGGAUGAAAAACCAGCCGGGCCCGAUACCGCCAGCAGCUCGAGUGACGAACGGGAACAGAAGGAUGCGGCACUUAGCUCAUCACGAUCAAAACCGAAAAGUGGUCCCGCAUCGAUGGCGCCCGGUCGGGAGCAGCACUCCGAACCGGUGCUGCCCAGAACGGCUACCAGCCGGACUUCGUUCGCACCGCUGGACGUGCAGAGUCUGCUGCUGAUUGCCCGGCAGCGCACGAUGCCGGUACAGAUCGAUUCAUCCGUCAUCCGAGUGCUUCCGAAGCAUAUGCGCAAACGGAUCAGCAGUGCGGGCAUGCUGAACAGCAACGGGAAGCGAAAGUAAGGUGGACCAAUGGUGGAGGCACCCUAAAAACUGUGUCGCGUCAUUGCAGUAGGUUGACCGUUUCCCAGGGAUCAGCGAUGAAGCAUGUAGUGGAUGGGGACACGUAUUGGAAGUCACAAUCCAAACAAAAUAUGUAAUCAGCUAGCGACUAAUGAUAAGUUCCGCACAGUACAAUUAUUGAGUUUUUUUUUGCUCUUCUAAAACCUUCUAUUUCCGGUAUUUUCCGCUGUAGGCGAGCACAGUUUAUUGAUUCCCGCAACAGCGUAGUAACGCUUCCCACAUUUCCACAAAGAUCGUGCCUGCAUGACACACAGAAACCAUAGAACCAUGUCGGCUCUUCUAGAGAGACCGACACACACAGGGGCCUAGCCUAGCUACUACUAUUGUUAAUGCAUCGUUGUUUAAGCUUAUCGAGCGUGUAACAUCAGGCCAGCUAGUCGGCCGCAAUUUGCAUGACAUACCACGUACAGACGGUUGCAUGGCACAAACCUUUACCGUAAUUCUGUAGAUACUAAUGCUAGAAUGUCGAACAGCUGUAACGGAAUGAACUGCUAAAUAAAUAAAGUUGACCAUCUCUUCAUACCUGCUGCCUGCCUGAGCA
Molecule: messenger RNA, 5683 nt
Organism: Anopheles stephensi (Asian malaria mosquito)
Lineage: Eukaryota; Metazoa; Arthropoda; Insecta; Diptera; Culicidae
Product: titin
Exons: 2
Coding region: 283-5082 (1599 amino acids)
Molecular function (GO): calmodulin binding
Source: RefSeq, a predicted model, not a curated record